Phymastichus coffea is the source of this 1362-nucleotide messenger RNA. RefSeq names its product putative inorganic phosphate cotransporter. Bases 1 to 1362 code for a protein of 453 amino acids. The record is from RefSeq and is a predicted model, not a curated record. Lineage: Eukaryota; Metazoa; Arthropoda; Insecta; Hymenoptera; Eulophidae. Gene Ontology annotation, biological process: monoatomic anion transport; transmembrane transport. The transcript has 2 exons. Gene Ontology annotation, molecular function: transmembrane transporter activity.
AUGGUAAUAAAAACUGGACGCUGCGAGAAGCAGAGUGAUGUAACUUGUGAAAGUUCUAAUAACAUCAAUCCAUUAAAUAAGACUUUUCUUGCUAACCAAGAUGAAGCGUUAAUUCAACGUUACCCAUGGGAUGAGUAUACGCAGGGAAUAAUACUUUCAUCAUUUUUUUGGAGUGCAACGAUAUACCAUUUUUUUUCUGGCCCUCUGGCUGAGCGAUAUGGAGGCAAACAUCUUUUAGGCUUCGGGAUCUUCUCACAAGCUGUACUCACCUGUGUCACGCCCUUCUUAAUAAAUUGGGGUGGUUCUACAGCCCUUAUAAUCACGCGUGUCUUGGCAGGAAUAGCAUUUGGUGGAAUGUAUCCGAUAUCCAGUAAAAUGAUAUCGCAUUGGACAACUUCAGAAGACAGAACCAAAGUUGGCAAUGCAGUUUAUUCUGGAUCCGUACUAGGCUUAUUCUUUGGAAACAUUUUACCUGCCCUAAUAAUCAAAUGUUCGGGUAUGGGAUGGCCGUCUGUCUUUUAUUUCAUGGGUAUUUUGGGAAUUAUUUGGUUUCCAUUUUGGCUGGUACUAGUUUAUGAAAAUCCACAAGUGCAUCCUUUUAUAUCUGACGAGGAAUUGGAAUAUUUUGAAAACAGUUCAGAAACAAAGAAAGAUAAAACACCUCCACCACCGUGGAAACACAUACUCAUGUGUCGAGAAUUUUGGGCUUUUACUGUCGAUCUGGUUGGGGCCAAUUGGUCCUUUUAUGUAAUGGUCAGCGAUUUGCCCAAGUACAUGGACAGCGUCAUCAAAUUUUCGCUUGAAAGUAAUGGUUAUUUCUCUUCGUUGCCGUAUAUUUUCAUGUGGCUCAUCUCAGUCGCGAGCGCUUGGGUCAACGACAAAAUACUCGAAAACCAGUGGAUGAGCCUCACCAAUGUUAGGAAACUCUUAACCACAUUAUCUAAUUUGGGUCCAGCAAUUUUUUUACUUCUGGCAUCUUACGCGGGACAAGACAAAACUAUGGUUGUUAUUAUGUUUAUCAUUGGAGUAGCAUUGAUUGGUUGCUCCUAUCCAAGUUUGAUGAUGAAUCCUUUGGAUUUAAGCCCAAAGUAUGCUGGUUCAAUAAUGUCUAUUGGAACUGGUAUCGGAUCAAUCGUGGGCAUAAUAACUCCGUAUCUCGUAGGUGUCUUAGUACCUAAUUCAACGCUCACUGAAUGGAGAUUAGUAUUUUGGAUAGUAUUUUUAUUUGCUGCUGUAUCUAAUAUUAUCUAUCUCUAUUGGUUUCGAGCAGAAGUUCAACCUUGGAACAAUACCGAUUUUAUAACCAAUAGUGAAGAGGAAAAAAACAUUGAGUUGCAUAAACGUUUGAUGGUUUUCUCUUGA